Messenger RNA from Zygosaccharomyces rouxii, 933 nucleotides. RefSeq names its product transcription factor TFIIE subunit TFA2 (gene TFA2). The record is from RefSeq and is a predicted model, not a curated record. Gene Ontology annotation, biological process: transcription initiation at RNA polymerase II promoter. Lineage: Eukaryota; Fungi; Ascomycota; Saccharomycetes; Saccharomycetales; Saccharomycetaceae. Gene Ontology annotation, cellular component: transcription factor TFIIE complex. The transcript has a single exon. Bases 1 to 933 code for a protein of 310 amino acids.
AUGAGUUCUAAUAACGAUCACCUAUUGGCUAAUCUGAAUGCUUUCAAGAGUAAGGUGAAAUCUUCACCUGUUCUUCCUAAUAAAACGGCUUCUCCUGGGCCAAAUACGACAAAUCAGACACCAUCCCCCAAGAAAAGGCCAGGAUCUCAAACCGACGGUGGUGCAAAGAAGAGAUUGGACACUAGGAUUAAAGAAGAGGAUAUUGACGAAGACGAAGAUGAUUCAGAUGAUGGAUCUUCUAACAAGAAGGUAAGACCUGGAUCCAUCGCUGCUGCUGCAUUACAGGCGAGUCAAUCUGACAUCUCCAAAUCACACGAUUCCUCCAAACUACUGUGGGCAACAGAAUACAUUCAGAAGAAAGGUAAACCUGUUCAACUUAAUGAGUUGAUGGAUUACCUAUCUAUUAGGAAAGAUGAUAAGAUUUUAGAACUUCUAAAGAAAUUGGAUAAAAUCGGAUAUGAUCCCAAGAAGGCAACUUUCAAAUAUAUCUCCACUUAUGAUGUGCAUAGUGCUCAAGAGCUAUUGAAUCUACUGAGAUCACAGGUGACAUUCAAGGGAAUUUCUUGUAAGGAGUUGAAAGACGGUUGGCCCCAAUGUGAUGAAACUAUAAACGAAUUAGAAGAGGAUUCAAAAAUUCUAGUACUGAGGACAAAGAAAGAUCGUACUCCACGUUACGUCUGGUAUAACAAUGGACCUGAGUUGGAUCGUAUUGGUGAAGACUUUGUUCUUAUGUGGGAGAACGUUCAAUUGCCACAAUUUGCAGAGUUACCGCGUAAAUUGCAAGACCUUGGUCUGAAACCUGCAAGUGUUGAUCCUGCGACGGUAAAGAGACAAACAACAAGAGUGGAAGUCAAGAAGAAAAGACAAAGAAGGGGGAAAAUUACCAAUACACAUAUGGCUGGUGUUUUGAAGGACUACUCACAGGGCGUUUAA